This is a messenger RNA of Capsella rubella, 1197 nucleotides long. Its product is annotated as F-box/kelch-repeat protein KIB1. Gene Ontology annotation, molecular function: protein binding. The transcript has a single exon. Lineage: Eukaryota; Viridiplantae; Streptophyta; Magnoliopsida; Brassicales; Brassicaceae. The record is from RefSeq and is a predicted model, not a curated record. The coding region runs from base 1 to 1197 and encodes 398 amino acids.
AUGGAGACUCUGUCACCUAGACCUAGAGACUCCUCCCGAUGGAGAUGGUCUUAUGUAACUUGGCUAUCACAAUUCACACAUCAGAAUCAGAAGGAUGAUUCAAACCAGCCGAUACUUAUCCCUGACCUAGUUAGAUCGAUCUUGGAGCGUUUGAGUUUUGUUGAUUUUCAUCGAGCAAGAUGCAUUUCUUCAGUAUGGUACACAACUUCGGAGUCAUCAUUCAUUAGAGUAACCAAUCCAACAACUCCAUGGCUCAUCUUCUUUCCAAGCCAACAUGUUGAAAACAACUACAACAUUUCAUGUAAGUUGUAUGAUCCUCAUGAAAACAAGACUUACAUAGUAAGAGGUUGUCUCGGGUUUGAUCUAUCUAGGAGUCGUUGUUUGGCUAGUUCUGGUAGCUGGUUCCUUAUGCUAGAGUCUAGUACUAAGUUUCAUCUUUUGAAUAUGUUUACUCGUGUGAGGAUCACUCUUCCGGCUCUAGAAUUAACCGAUGGCAGCGAUGUCGAAAAUGCGGUUUUGUGGGUAGAUGAAGAAAGGAAAGAUUACUUGGUUGUUUGGAAUAUUGCUAGCAAUUUUGCAUAUCAUAAGAAAGGAGACAAUAGCUGGAAAAGGUUUGAACCUUUAAAGAAUCAAGGCUGUAUAAUUGAUAUGGUGUUUAAAGAGAGCAAGCUUUACUUGCUUAGUAGUGUAACUCGAGAUGUUACUGUUCUUGAUUUCUCCGGUAAUGAUUCUCCGGUGGAAUGUGCAACUUUUCCAUUUAAUCGGUAUGAUGAUUAUCCCUACCUAAUUGGAAAGGGUCAUUACAAGCUCGCUGUGACUUUGUCCGGAGAAGUUUUGAUUAUUAUUGUAGAGCUAGAUCAGAGACAAUAUCUUAGGACGGCAGUCUACAAGAUAGAUCCGAAAUCGUCAGAAUGGAGAAGAAUCAAGUCUCUAGAGGGAGAAACAUUGCUUUUCGAUCUAGGACUAACGGUUGCGGCCAAAGUUAUGAAAAAUUGCAUAUAUUUUGGUAACGAUCAGUUUGAUAGAAACAAUGGGAUUAGUCUAUGCGAUGAUUAUAACUAUAACCGUAUUCGCAUCUACCAUGUUCGAACCGGUUUCGUCUUCCAAGUGUUUGAACAUCUUACUGCUUUCUCGACAAUACUUUUCAAGGAUGCUCGUUGGUUUUUGCCCACUUUUGGUUUAAAAUGGUUGCUUUAA